UCCGUCUCCAGUCUCUCCGGGGAGCCGAAGAACAGCUCGACAAAAUCCCAGCCAUGGAAGGCGACAACAUAAUAAUGCCUGUUUGACUCGGGGACAUUUACCAAGAUGCCAGGCCUUUUGUCCAGUCCUGUGUGUCUGACAGUCAUCUGGUUUUUAUCUUGGUCGCUGCAUCCUAGUUGUGCUCAGAUUUGGACUGAUGAAGUGUCAGGCACGCAGUAUGGGCACUUGGAGUCAAAUGUGACACUGGCAUGUGGGAAGUCACAAUUCAGGAUACCUGUGGUGUGGCAUCUCAACCACAGCUCAGCGUUGCCAUGGCACAAAGUAACAUCAGAUGGAGCCUUAGUCCUGCUGCACGUUGGCCACUCAGCACAGGGCAUCUACAGCUGCUAUGAUAACCGGGGACUGCUCCUCCACUCCAUCAAACUCAGGCUGGGUCAUCCCCCUGGGCUGCUGAGCAUUUCCUGUCAAGUGCCCAAUCACACUCAUGUUCGCUGCUCCUGGCUGGAAUCUGUAAAGACCUUCCUGCCAGCCCAGUACAAUGCCUCCUUCAGGGGCAAUGGUCAGGAGUGGAUGCCAUGUGUCAUGGAUGUCACCCGCAAGCAUUGUGAUGUAGAUCACCCCGCCUUCUGGCAAACCAUCCAUACCCUUCGAAUCACUGAGACCAAUGCCCUGGGGUCUGAGACAACAUAUGUCCGGUUUAAGUUACAUGAGCUAUUGAAACCAAACCCUCCAGAGUCAGUGUUCGCGAAGGAGCUAGAAGGUUAUCCAAAGAGGCUGAUCGUCUCGUGGAACUUUCCCUCCUCCUGGCCGCUGACUGAGGCUUUUCCCCUAGUGUUUCAGAUCAGAUACAGGCCGCAAGGCUCUAUAUACUGGUCAGAGAUUUACUCAGAGGAGAGUCCAGUUGUGAUAUUUGACGCCCUGGCUGGCCACCUCCACCAGGUGCAGAUACGAGCCCGUGACGAGGUGAACGCUGAGAGCCAGUGGAGUGAAUGGAGUCCCCUGCUUCUAGUCCGGCCCUGGGAAGUAUACACCACCCCAGACCCUGCAGAGCAGCUCCCACCAGAUGAAAGAUUUCCAGACUAUUUUUUUCCCUUCAACACAAAGCCCGAAACCUCGACUGCAAAAUCACACAAUCCUGUACUUGAGGAUGAAAGUAAUUUGGGUUUGGUGAUUCUGCUGGUUUUGUUCUCCGUGGUCAUCCUCAUCACCGUCCCUUCCCUUAUCUAUGUCAUGUGGGUGAGACAGAGGCGGCGCGAUCACGUUACCAAACAGGAACUCACCUCUAUGGUCAAGAUGAAGUCCAUGCCAAUCUAAUGUUGAUUUCAAGCAUCUUCUCCUCAUCAGCCCGUUCUAGGGCUCCUCCCAAGAGUCAGCCUUUGCCUUUACCAAUGUAGCGUGCUGACCGUCCACAUUCAACUACAUAAACAACAAUGCAUCAUUCAAGAGUCCAUCCAGGAUCCAGGACAACAAGGAUGAACCUGUAUAGGAAACUGUCACGUAGGGUGAAGUUGCCCAUGAUAUAAAAGCUGACUGAAGUGUGGGUAUUGCAAAAAAUCACAUGUGCAGGAUUUUCCUGGACUUAUUCAAUGGUUUCAUCUAGCUGCACUACCCAGAAUGCAUCAGCAGACUCACUCUACUGUCCAUGGGGACAUGGAAAACAGCCCGUACUCUGUUCCUUCACUUCAGCAGCUUCACUGCUGUUCACUCCUCAGCGGACUGUGGGAGCGACACUGCACCAGGAACUUUGGGUUCACUCACUACCGAUGCUGCUUCAGGUGGACUGACUCCUCCGCCUCUUUGGAGAGGGGUUACAUUGUUUUUAACCUUUGACAUUUCAAGCAACAAGUAAUGACAGGAAGUGCAGCUGCCAAACAGGAGAACAUAGGUUUGUUUUUGUGGGAAGAAGAUGAUUUUUUUUUUUUUUUUUUUUGUGGGACAAUUUGCUUCUCUUCUCCCACCCAGAACUCCUCACUUUCUUUAUUUUUGUUUGAGAUUUGAUUUUGAGACAGAUUAAUGUGUGUCCGUUAUUACAUCGACUGACCGACCGACUCAACGCUGUGAAGGAAUCAUAACUUCUGCCAGUCUCUCUGUGUGCGUCUGAUGCCAAAGCAGCAACUUCGGGCAUUAUGGUCUCAGCUGAGGGGCAGCAAACCUGUUUCUGGCUCCUGACCUGAGGGGACAUGGAGAAUCAG
This is a messenger RNA of Seriola dumerili (greater amberjack), 2192 nucleotides long. RefSeq names its product ciliary neurotrophic factor receptor subunit alpha-like (gene il11ra). NCBI's taxonomy places the organism in Eukaryota, Metazoa, Chordata, Actinopteri, Carangiformes, Carangidae. Gene Ontology annotation, molecular function: cytokine receptor activity; protein binding. The record is from RefSeq and is a predicted model, not a curated record. Gene Ontology annotation, biological process: cytokine-mediated signaling pathway. Gene Ontology annotation, cellular component: external side of plasma membrane. Bases 106 to 1314 code for a protein of 402 amino acids. The transcript has 12 exons.